CUCUUUCAUCAAUAUGGGAAUUGGUUUUUUUUAAGUUGCUCUGGCGAUCAAUUUUUAAGUGAUCUUGCGAAGGUGUUCAUAUUGUGGAUUUUUGAGUGCAGACAACUUUGGACAUGUUCUGCUGUGGAGGUGCCGAGGAAGAGAGCUUUGGUCCACCGGCUAGCCAACAUGCUGCGCCACCAAACCGCUAUGUUCCAGGUCAUGAUAGAGAUCCAAGAGGUCCGAAUCCUGCCAGAAAUGGCGCCCCACAAAAAGCUUUGCCAAUCGAGAUACCUGCAAUACCGUUGGCCGAACUGAAUCGACUAACCUCUAAUUUUGGCCAGAAGGCUUUGAUUGGGGAAGGUUCCUAUGGUAAGGUUUUUCAUGCAAUUCUGAGUACAGGAGAGCCUGCUGCCAUAAAGAAGCUCGAUCCUAGUGUCUCGAGCGAUCCCGAUUCAGAUUUCACUGCUCAGUUAUCCAUGGUUUCAAGACUUAAACAUGAGUAUUUCGUUCAGCUGCUGGGCUACUGUUUAGACGCAAACAAUCGGAUAUUAGUAUAUCAGUUUGCAACCAAUGGGUCUUUACAUGACGUUUUACAUGGGAGGAAAGGAGUGCAAGGUGCUGAACCUGGACCUGUCCUGAGCUGGAAUCAAAGAGUGAAGAUUGCCUAUGGUGCAGCAAGAGGUCUUGAGUAUCUUCACGAAAAAGUCCAUCCAUCAAUUGUUCAUCGGGAUGUCAGAUCCAGCAAUGUUCUUCUUUUCGACGAUUAUGAAUCCAAAAUUGCUGACUUCAAUCUCACCAACCAGUCUCCUGACACAGCAGCUCGUCUACAUUCGACUCGAGUUCUAGGAACUUUCGGCUAUCAUGCUCCAGAGUAUGCAAUGACAGGACAAUUGACACAGAAAAGUGAUGUUUAUAGCUUUGGAGUCGUUCUUUUAGAGCUUCUAACAGGAAGAAAGCCUGUAGACCAUACAAUGCCAAAAGGACAACAGAGCCUUGUUACUUGGGCAACUCCAAGGUUGAGCGAAGACAAAGUGAAACAGUGUGUGGAUCCUAAGCUAAACAAUGAUUAUCCACCAAAAGCUGUUGCAAAGAUGGCAGCAGUUGCAGCACUAUGUGUUCAGUAUGAAGCCGACUUCCGGCCGAAUAUGACGAUCGUUGUGAAGGCUCUGCAGCCUCUCCUCAACAAACCGGGGGGAGACAACCAUAACUGACCUCAUAGAGCUGUUGUUCCUUCCCAAUUAUUAUUGGUCAUUACACCAUCCUGAUUCGGUUCUCUGUGUAUCAAGCAAAUUUUGUGGAUAAAAACCGAUAAUAUGCCCUAGUAUAUCAAUGUAUCACACAAGUAAUUAAUUAAAUAAAGUAAUACUAUUUCUUCUUGGAUGAA
Molecule: messenger RNA, 1366 nt
Organism: Phoenix dactylifera (date palm)
Lineage: Eukaryota; Viridiplantae; Streptophyta; Magnoliopsida; Arecales; Arecaceae
Product: Protein kinase superfamily protein
Biological process (GO): protein phosphorylation
Molecular function (GO): protein tyrosine kinase activity; ATP binding
Source: RefSeq, a predicted model, not a curated record